Molecule: messenger RNA, 818 nt
Organism: Aspergillus wentii DTO 134E9
Lineage: Eukaryota; Fungi; Ascomycota; Eurotiomycetes; Eurotiales; Aspergillaceae
Product: MICOS complex subunit MIC26/MIC27
Exons: 3
Coding region: 42-770 (242 amino acids)
Biological process (GO): cristae formation
Cellular component (GO): MICOS complex; mitochondrial crista junction
Source: RefSeq, a predicted model, not a curated record
CUUCCCUCGAUUGUUGGCCAUUGACUAUCUUCUCCGCCAAGAUGUCAUUCCGGCCAAUGUUCCAGCAGCGGGCUAUUGCUCCGAUCGCUGCCAGUCUUCUUGCCGGUGGCAUUGCUUUCUAUCCCAAGCGCACAGCGUUUGCAGAGGAACCCCUGGACUCCAGAAAACCCAUCUACGAUGACUUCCCUGCCGAUAUCCCCGAACCUACCCUCAAACCUCUCCCAGCUCCCGAGGCACCUGUCUCGUCGUCUUCUCCUACCCCGACAGACAUUCUGACCGCGCAGGUCCGCCGUGCUCGUCUCUUCCUUUACGACAACUCGCUCGCCGCCGAGACCGGCUUCAACAACUUCCUCUCGCGUGCUCUUCACAUCGAGAAUGCCUUCACCAACACCAUCGCUUCUCUCGCUCCCUCCCCCGAGUCCGGUGAGCAGCUGAUCCCCGGCGGUGUCUACGUAGUUGUCUCCGCUAUGGCCGGUUCGAUCGUUUCGCGAAACCGCGGCAUCUUCCUCCGUGCUACCUCGCCGCUUGCCUUUGGUACCAUCGCUGCCUGGUCCCUCCUGCCUGUGACCAUGCGGAAUGUCUCCGACCUUGUGUGGGAGUACGAGAAGAGAGUUCCCGCUCUGGCGGAGAACCACCUUCUGGCCCGCGAGAAGGCCGAGUACAUCUGGCACACUGGUAUUGCACACAGCGGAAUGGCCAGGAUGAAGAUGGAGGACAAGAUCGGCGAGGCCCGCCAGAAGUUGGAGGAGCUGGUCAGCAAGGGUCACUAAAUUUGUACGUUGUUCAGUUUUUUUAAAUUGGAACGCAGUUUUAUAGCG